AUGAUCGUCUUGAGGUUUUUUGUCUUUGCCGUGGCUGCUUGCGCCGCAUUCAAGCUGCCAGUAGAGUUGGAUAUCGGAAAUAUCAACGAGGAUCUCUUUGAUGUAGAGCCUCUGGAUAGCGGAGUAAACUACGACGAGGUCAGAGUUAAGCCAAAGCCAAAGUACAUUUUGAGAAGAGUUAGCUACGGAGAUGAUAACAUCUGGGACGAGCAAGGAAAGGACUGCACUGAAGUCCAGAUGUUAAAGGGAGGAGAUUCCAUCGAGGCAGUAAAACUUGUCAUCGUCGGUGGAAACGGCCAGACGGAAUCCGUCUUUGCAAAGAAAAUCGACGGAUCCAUCGUCAUUGUAAGCGAAGAAGACUUCAACACUGCAGUUGAAGAGUGGAAAAAGGGCGCUUCUAGUAUUCCAGUAAAACUGGAUAUUCAACAAAAAGGUGAAAGCAGCAUCUUCAAAUUAAAGGAGCAGGUUUUGGAUGGACUGGACGUCGUCUCCUUUACUCCAAAGGGAAAUUACGCCUUUGACUCAGUAUUUGAUGGAGAAGAGCCCAUAUGGGAACCAUCUGGAAGCGAGACUUCCUCGCUAGUUGCCUUGCGUAAAUUUAAGGGUGAGGUUCAUUUGCUCUCCCUGGAAACUCAGGGAGAGGCACUUUACUUUGAAAAGGUAAAUGGAGAAUGGAAGCAUGUUGAUAAGGGGACUUUUGACGAAGCUUCCAAAAAGCUCAAAUCAUCCAUAGAAACUGUUGAACAACUUGACUUUGAUGUAACUCAACCAGCCGACGAGGAGAAAUUCCAAGUCACUCACAAGUCCAAGGGAGGGCUCAGGACCGCAACCGCAAACUCAAGGGCAGGCUACCAAGUUACCAAGGUUAAAUUUGGUGACUCUGUCAUAUGGAUGGGUUUUGACGGUGAAACUGCUGGCUCUGUUGCAAUUGGCUGGCAAGGACCUACAGUAAAAUUGGUUUCCAUCAAGCUUUUCGCCGAUCACACCUUUAAAAAGUUGUUGUAUUACAAGAACGUUGAUGGUGAGUUCCAGGCAGUUACAAGGGAGGAUUUUAAUAGCACCGCAAGUGAUAUCAUCAAGGAAAGGGAUGCUGAUGACUCUACAGAUGAGACAGGAUCUAUCUCUGGCAGCGUAUUCUCGUCAAUUGUUUCAGAGAAGCAGUCUCCUGAUGGAGAAGAUAUCGACUUAGACAUUUCCCAAUCCGCCGACUAUGAUAGAGUCCUUGUUGGUGUUGGACAAGAAAAUGAUAUCAGUUUUUCUGACUUUAUGCCAAGGGGCAAUUCCACUAUAUCCAAUGUUCAUGUUGGCGAAGAACCUGUGUGGAAGGCUGAGAAAAAUGAAAGGUGCAAGCAUGUUACUGCUUAUUACAUAUCUGAGAAGCCCAAAUAUCUCAAGUUGUAUUUAGUCGGGAAAAAGGAUCCUAUACUUUAUGGAAAUUCCAAGGGAUCAUGGCGUUCAUUGUCCAAACGUCAAUUUGAUUCGCAACUUGCAAUUUCUGCCAAAGAAGUUAAGCAGGCAGAAGCUAAGAAACUCCAGGGAGAACAACAAGUGGAGGAAACAGAGGAUAAAGCUCCAAAGGGAGCACUCUUUGGAUUUAAAUUUGGUAAAAGGGAGAGGGAAAGCAAGGAGGAAGAACAAACUACUCCUCUAUUUAAACUUGAUCUUUCAAAUCCAAAUGAUGCACAAGUCAGGGUUUCUAAAUUUAUAUCGGUUGGAUUUGAAACUGUAAGAUGCACAGCUCUACCAGGACAUGCCAUUGGAGAGGUAAUUAAUGGAUUCCAGGCAGUUUGGAAUGGUGAGGGUAAAGCUAAAUGUACCGAAAGCAUUUUGUAUUACAAGUAUGGAGUCGCAAAGUAUCUCAUUCUCACCAUUGAUGGCAAAAAGUAUCACUUUAUGAAGAUGGGUGCUAAUAUUUCAGCUGUUGAACAGAGUGAAUUCGAACUGGCCUUUACCGCUGAUGUUCAGACAGAUGCUAUACUAAAGUCGGAAGUUUAUCUUGGAGAGAAUGUGGAGUUGUAA
Molecule: messenger RNA, 2019 nt
Organism: Theileria equi strain WA
Lineage: Eukaryota; Apicomplexa; Aconoidasida; Piroplasmida; Theileriidae
Exons: 1
Coding region: 1-2019 (672 amino acids)
Source: RefSeq, a predicted model, not a curated record